This is a messenger RNA of Brachypodium distachyon (stiff brome), 2431 nucleotides long. Its product is annotated as pentatricopeptide repeat-containing protein At5g61800. The transcript has 3 exons. The record is from RefSeq and is a predicted model, not a curated record. Gene Ontology annotation, molecular function: protein binding; RNA binding. Gene Ontology annotation, biological process: RNA modification. Bases 37 to 1458 code for a protein of 473 amino acids. Lineage: Eukaryota; Viridiplantae; Streptophyta; Magnoliopsida; Poales; Poaceae.
UUCAAAUGCACACCGCCGUUCUCUCCGAAAACAAUAAUGGCGCCACCGCCUCCCACCCUCCCUCCGUCCUAUACUCCGCCCUGCCGCUCUAUCCCCAAUCUACUCUUCCUCCCCCACCUCCGAUCCCGCCUUCCCAUCCGCCGCCUCCUCUCGGCGCACGCGCUCGCCGCCGUCGCCGGCCACCUAUCCCUCCCGGAUCCCCACACUCACGCACUCCUCCUCCUCGCCUACUCCCGCCUCGCGUGCCCCCGCGCUCGCCACACCCUCCUCCUCCUCUUCCGCUCCUCUCUCCGCGUAUCCGUGCCCCCUUCCUGCCGCUCCCUCCCUCUCGCCGUCUCCGCCGCCGCCUCAUCCCGCCUCCACCUCCCGCUCGCGCUAUCCCUCCACGCCGUCGCGGUGACCCGCAACCUCCUCCCUUUCGCGCACGUCGGCAACGCCCUCGUCUCCCUGUACGCCAAGAACGCCCUCCCGGACUCCGCGUGCAGGGUGUUCGACGAAAUGCCCGCCCCGGAUGUCGUCUCGUACAAUGCUCUGAUGGACGGGUACAUCAAGGCCGGGCGGCUGGGGUUGGCGACGAAGGAGUUCAUGCGGAUGCCGCAGCGGGACGCCGUGUCCUGGGGCACGGUUGUCGCGGGGUGUGCGAAGGCUGGGCGGUGGGAGGAGGCUGUGCUGCUCUUUGACAGGAUGAGGUGGGAGGGGUUUAGGCCGGAUGACAUUGUGUUGGCUGCCGUGCUGUCAUGCUGUGCGCAGCUUGGGGCGCUAGAGAAGGGGCGGGAGGUCCAUGAGUAUGUAAGGCAAAGCAGACCCCGUCCGAAUGUCUUCUUGUGUACAGGGCUUGUUGAUCUCUAUGCUAAAUGUGGGUGUGUUGAGAUCGCCAGGGAGGUGUUCGACACGUGUCCUGAGAGGAACGUAUUCACCUGGAAUGCACUCAUCGUUGGUCUGGCAAUGCAUGGUCAUGGCACAGUGACACUGAAAUACUUCGACAGGAUGCUGGCUGAGGGGUUUCGGCCUGAUGGGGUCACUUUCUUGGGGGUGUUGAUUGGUUGCAGCCAUGCCGGCCUUAUCGACAUGGCAAAGAGGAUAUUUUUUGAGAUGGAGAUGAAGUACGGUGUGUCUCGGGAACUUAAGCAUUACGGAUGCAUGGCUGACCUGCUUGGUCGAGCUGGGCUUAUUGAGGAAGCAAUGGAGAUGGUGAAGAAGAUGCCAAUGGAAGGGGAUACUUACGUCUGGGGAGGUAUACUGGCUGGUUGUAGAAAGCAUGGGAAUGUGGAAGAAGCGGAGGUGGCAGCAAGACAUUUGCUGGAGCUGAACCCUGAAGAUGGUGGGGUAUACUCUGUCAUGACCGGCAUCUAUGCAGAUGCUGGUAGGUGGGAGGAUGUUGCGAGGGUUAGGAAAUUAAUGGAUGAAAGGGUUGGUGCAAGGAAUGUUGGUUGCAGUUCUAUUACCACGGACCACUAAGACUGUUUGAUUGCUGAUGUGAUCAGGGCGUCGUACUGUCUGAGUGUAGAUUCUACCUGGAAGGUCAUCACUGUGAAGUAGAAAUUGACUCAGGAAGAGAGGACUGCCACUAUGGAGUUGCAGUGCCAAGACUGACAAUGACAAGAUCUUGGCUUUUCAGUGGACUCAACCUUCGUACGUUGCGAAGUGCUCGUGUUAACAGUAACUGAUGAAUUGUCAACUGUGAUAGGAUCCAUGUUGCAGUUCUAGGCAGAAUUUGAUGAUAUUACAUAUUCAUGGACUUCUGUGGAAGUAGAUUUUCUUGUCAUGUCAACUGACAAAUGCUCGUGCUUAUGCUGGCAAAGCAGGAACAUCUAUAAUCUAUUGAAGAGGGACGAUAAUGAGACCACAUUGGAGUUCAGGUGAUCUAUGGGUGUUGCCGCACCAUCAAUCGAUCUACAGGAUGUAAUGGAAGCAAGCAAGCAUUCUGUAAUCCAGCUGAGACGAAAAAUCAUUUGUUGGCUUCUUGCUCUGUGUCUCUUUACAGUUCAAAGAUUCAGCACUGUCCACAGCGAAUAUCACUGUUAUGGUCUACUGCAUUGUUCCCAACCUAGUUGAGUUACUAGGCGUGAGUCUGAUUCUUCAGUUGCUCAAUGCCCGCCGCCGACUGGCAAGUUGCUCAUUAAUGUCGAUGCAGCUCCAUUUUAAGCUUUGGAGUAGAUUGGGCCCCGGUGCUGUAAUCUGGGACCGCAGAUGAGAUUGCCUGGUUUGUUCAAUGGGCACACCGUACAUUGAGGCUGUAACCGUGCGGGAAUUUGCUGAUGCCUUGGCUGCUUGCAAUGCACCAAAACGACAGCUCAUUUAUGCCCAGUGCCCUGUUUCCCCACACUGUUUACCAAUCUCGGCGAUGAUCAUUUCAUUACUCCAAGGAGGGAGCCGGCACUACUACCAAAUUACAAGCAUAAUGGAAAUAUGUUUCGUGUUUUGAGUGUUA